UUUAAGAAGAGAUCUUUAAUUCUAGUCGAAGACGCGGACUUACUUUUUGAAGGUUUCGACGAAGGUUUUAUCUCUGCAAUAGCCGCUCUAUCCCUAACCUCGAAACGUCACUUGGUAUUCACUGUCAACAACAAAAAGCCUCAACACUUUUCGAAAUUCGUCAGGCCAUCCGAUCUAAUGCUGGAGUUCCAACGGCCGUCUUCAAGUAACCUAGUGUUAAAACAGGUGAUGGUAAUCGCGGUAGAGAUGGCCUCCACCGUCCACGUCGACCACCAACCACCUCCACCUCCCGGUCAGUGUGGAUUGAGGUCGCAGAAACAGAUCGAAAGCCGCAUAAUAAUUCAAGGAUUCCGUGAAAUAGAAGUAUAG
Molecule: messenger RNA, 369 nt
Organism: Nilaparvata lugens (brown planthopper)
Lineage: Eukaryota; Metazoa; Arthropoda; Insecta; Hemiptera; Delphacidae
Exons: 3
Source: RefSeq, a predicted model, not a curated record